Molecule: messenger RNA, 2466 nt
Organism: Postia placenta MAD-698-R-SB12
Lineage: Eukaryota; Fungi; Basidiomycota; Agaricomycetes; Polyporales; Adustoporiaceae
Exons: 14
Coding region: 1-2466 (821 amino acids)
Source: RefSeq, a predicted model, not a curated record
AUGAGAGCGUGCGAGAAGAGACCGAGUGGAUUUGAGGAGAUGGGACAAGGAAAGGGGAAUAGAGAGCGGUGGGGAGUGGCGGGGAGUAAGGGCGCUUGGAGGCACACAAGAGAGAGCAAGUUGCAACAAAAUAUAUUCAAAGGCCUUGCUGCCACCCAUACACUCUCGUCCAGUACCAUCUACGUCGCCCCGCCCAUCGCUCUCUCCUCGCGCGCCGCCAUCCUGCCACCAGCCUCCAUCCUCACGCUUCGCGCCAACUCGCUGGCACAUCGCAGGAGCACGCGCUGUCCCGGUCAGCGUCGUCGCGCGUCGGGGACAAGACACUGGGCUGCAACAUCCAAGUCCGCCCGGCCAGCAACGGCGAACACCACCACAACGGAUGCUGACCGGGCAUACAACGCCGCACGUUGCUGCUACUUUCACCGCUUCGAACCGUCUCCGCGUGACGCUCUUGCGAGUGUUGCGCUCCCAACGGCACGAUACAUGUUGUGCCCGCUUGGUCUUGCGUCCCGCUCACGCCCAACACACCCAGCGAGCCAUUUCGGUCAGCGCGCGCUGCUUACUGCACUUCUGGAGGUUGCGUGGCGCCUGUUUUUUUGCCGCCGCCUACGCCUGCAAGACCGCCGCUCAAUGGUUAGUGCAACUGCAAAAAGCCAAGGACCGCAGCGGGAUGAGCGGCAUUCCGCGCUUGAGCACCCUGUUGUUGCGAUUGCAUCUCGGCCGUGCAUGUGCAUAGGAGGCGAGGCGAGGUGGUCACAUCAACCCCUGUUUUCAUGCCAGACAUUUUUCUGUACCACAAAACUCACGCUCUCUACGAAGAGAUCAAUCGCGACACUCUGUAGGAGCCGGCCGCCCGUCGUUCGCAGGCUAGCCGCACCGGCACACGCUCAGACGGAAACACCGUACGACAAUGGAAGUCAGCGUGCGCGACGCGUUGGGAGGCAGCGGGCUCGCACGCUUGGCCAACGCCAGGCUAAGAAGAGCGCCGCACGAGUGCAGCACCCUUGUCCGGCAAGGAUGCGGACGCACAGCGGCUUCGCGCGACUGAACGUCGUGUCGCGCCGCGAGGCCCGCGAUGCGGCGAAUCUCUCGGUGCGUCUUGCGGCAUGUCCCUUGCACUCGGAUGACCGGGGAGGACGCGGGUCGCGCACGCAGGGCGGGCAGGGCGGCUAUGUCCAUGGGUCGAUGUGCCCGCGCUGUCUGUCGCACCGACGUCCGGCGAGCAGCGCGUCUGGUGUCCUGGACGCGACCCAGCACGAAGGGGAGACGCGGGAGACGCGAGAUCGCGACGAACCGUCGCGCCCGCAUCCGGGGGGUGUCCGUGCAAACGAGGCAAGGGGUGCACAAGCACCGGGUGCGGGAGGCAGGGAUAAUGUGCCUGGGGCGGGAAAUACGCACGGAGGAGCGGCCGGGCGGCGCAAGGCGGGCGAGGACGCAUCAGACGCGGCUGACACGGAAUCCCCAUUGGCACGUACCUCGUUCGGAGUGCAAGACGUGUGCUCACGAGCGACGUUUCGCAGCGGGUAUGCGUAUCGCUGCUCGUCUGUGGUUUUCCAAGUCCGGGUAUGUGAUGGCGCACCUGUACGCGAUGCGCGUGCUGACGAUCACGGGAGAGAGUGCACAGAGACAGCGGACGGGACAACCUUCACGGCCGGUGUUGCGCUGGACAAACAAGAGAGCAGUGAAGACGACUGUUGGCGUGCUGAGCACGGAGGCGCGGAGAGCCAGCCAGGAGAGCCAGCCAAGAGGGCGACCGAAGGCGACAAAAGACAGCAGAGAGACGCAGACGAGCGAGGACGCGGAGGACAAGUGCAAACGGGAAACGUGGAUCUGAGGGGCUCUGGCUCCGCGUGCAUACGGAGCGCCGCGGCGAACGCGACACGGGCUGCGGCUGCGGCGUGGCGGCGGUUUCGGGCGUGGCGGUCGUGUGCACGCGAAGAACGCCCGCCGCGCGCACAGCUCCAGCUCGCUCCCGCACAGCCGUCUUACCACUGUCCAGAACGGCCGCGCGCGCGCGUGCGAGAAGCCCUCUCCCUCAGGUCCUCCUUCUCCCCCAGCCCCGCAGUCCCAUCUGUCGCCUCCUUCUUCCCGAGCCUUUCCGCCGCUAGAGCCAGAGCCCGCUGCAUGCGCAGCGCCGCGGCGACGGCGACUGCGUGCGCGUCGGGCGUCGCGUCGGGUGUGUGUGGGCGUGGCGGAGUCCUCGGAUGUGGCAGAUGCGUGCAGGAGGGGCACGGGGGCCUGCUGGGCGCGCGCGCGCUCGGGGGGCUUCGGCUGGAAGCGGUGCUGAUAUCAGUCAGAGCAAGGCGGUCGGGCAAGCGUGCGGAACAAGCGCAGACGGCGAACGAAGAUUUCGAGGACCGAGGCGGGUCGCGGCUGGCGGCUGGCGCAACAUUCCACUACGUCGUAGCUUACCGACUGAGGCUUGCUAUCUUUCUGUACGGCACGAUUCAGUCCACUACAUCGUAG